AUGGCUUCUUGGAAGGCUAUUGAUGGCCCUGGCUGGCACGAGCAUGCGAAAACUCCUGUCGUCGACGGCAAGUAUGUUGACCGUGAGACCGGGGAGAUAAGGACGGCCGAGCCUCAUACCGCUGAGUACCUGGGCCCUCCUGCUGUUGAUAUCAUAAUACAAGCCAUACACGCGGAUGUCACUCAAUGCGUGUAUCGGGCUUCGCGACAGUAUUCCGUGGAGGGUCUAUUGUACAAUAUCAUGAAGGUGGUCAAGGAAAGAAACCUGGGGGUUGAUUCGAUCAUGGCAACAACAUAUGCAAUUCGGGUAACAUUGGGUGAUAAUGUCACAACGCCUGACAUAUUCUCGUCUAUUGCUGAUGAGAUGUCGAAUGGUAUAUUUGACCGGAAGGGGUAG
Molecule: messenger RNA, 396 nt
Organism: Clonostachys solani
Lineage: Eukaryota; Fungi; Ascomycota; Sordariomycetes; Hypocreales; Bionectriaceae
Source: the annotation of a GenBank genome assembly